This is a messenger RNA of Harpia harpyja (harpy eagle), 937 nucleotides long. Its product is annotated as histone H1.10. The transcript has a single exon. The record is from RefSeq and is a predicted model, not a curated record. The coding region runs from base 46 to 711 and encodes 221 amino acids. Gene Ontology annotation, molecular function: DNA binding; structural constituent of chromatin. NCBI's taxonomy places the organism in Eukaryota, Metazoa, Chordata, Aves, Accipitriformes, Accipitridae. Gene Ontology annotation, biological process: nucleosome assembly. Gene Ontology annotation, cellular component: nucleosome.
GUAGCCCAAUUACUUUCUUUUGAUUAGGAAGAAGUCUCUGCAGCGAUGUCGGAGACCGCUCCCGCCGCCGCGCCCGCCGUCGCGGCCCCCGCCGCCAAGGCCGCCGCCAAGAAGCCGAAGAAGGCGGCGGGCGGCUCCAGAGCCCGCAAGCCGGCGGGCCCCAGCGUCACCGAGCUGAUCACCAAGGCCGUGUCCGCCUCCAAGGAGCGCAAGGGGCUCUCGCUCGCCGCGCUCAAGAAGGCGCUGGCCGCCGGCGGCUACGACGUGGAGAAGAACAACAGCCGCAUCAAGCUGGGGCUCAAGAGCCUGGUCAGCAAGGGCACCCUGGUGCAGACCAAGGGCACCGGCGCCUCCGGCUCCUUCCGUCUCAGCAAAAAGCCCGGCGAAGUGAAGGAAAAAGCCCCCAAGAAGCGGGCAGCCGCCGCCAAGCCCAAGAAGCCGGCAGCCAAGAAGCCCGCUAGCGCCGCCAAGAAGCCCAAGAAAGCGGCGGCGGUGAAGAAGAGCCCCAAGAAAGCGAAGAAGCCGGCGGCCACCGCGGCCAAGAAAGCGGCCAAGAGCCCCAAGAAGGCGACCAAGGCUGCCAAGCCCAAGAAAGCGGCGGCAGCAGCGAAGAGCCCGGCCAAGGCGAAGGCGGUGAAGCCCAAAGCAGCUAAGCCCAAGGCGGCCAAGCCCAAAGCAGCCAAGGCGAAGAAGGCGGCGCCCAAGAAGUGAAGUGUUCAAGUGGAAGUACUUAAACCCAACGGCUCUUUUAAGAGCCACCCACUACUGUCCCAAAAAGGGCUGAUACACUCCGUCAUCGAGCUCCGUGCCUGCAGCAGAGCUACCCACACGCCACUAUCUGCGUGGGACGUUCGUCUGUGGAGUGGAUGGGACGCUAAACUUCCGGCCGUGAUUACGCUAAGACUUGGAAAAAUAAAGUUUACAUUCCCUGCGAUAA